AAAAGGGAAGAACCCAGAGACCGUCUGGUGAUACAAACUGAAUAAAUAUAUUACUUUCUGACGGAAAAAAUACAUCCUUAAUUUGAAUUAUAAAUGAUAUUCAUGCUUUACAUCACACGGUUACCUUAAUGCUAUAUUUAGGGACCAUAUUGUGUCUGUAUUUGUUUAGCUAGCUGUUAUCACGUCGCUAUCUGACUGCUCCCCAAACACACCGCCUUUGUGGCUAUGAGUACGGAUUUACUGUCUGAUUUGGACACUCGUUUCUUCGCUGAUAACCUCCUGACAAGCGAAGAUUGGGAUGCCUGCCUGUACCAGUGUGAGAGCAUGGAGGAGGGGGAGGACAUGGAUUUCAGCCGGGGGCUGAAAUACGAACCUUCGUUUGACAAUGACCUCGUGCUCACCCUUGAUCCUGACAACCCCACGUCGCCAUGGCAACACCUUGACGACAACCUUCUCACAGGGGAAACUCCUGUGAUUAAAAAUGAAAUGACCAUCACUCAGCCAUUACCAGUGGAAAUGUUGUUCCAGGUGAAAGCAGAGCCUCCCUCCCCUGCAUCCUCACUCGGGUCCGACUGCUCUGCCUUAUCACCUGACCCACAGAUCACAGUUAAAGGUGAAAACCCCCCGACUCCUCCGUACAUGUACGGAGAUGUGCUGUCUCCUCCGCUGGGGACCAUGGAGGUCACCGUGGCAACAACAACCGUAUCCCCACCACAGGCGCCGUUGACAACACAGAUCCCAGCAGUCAUAAGUGGAAUACAGACGCAGGCCGCAGUUCUGCCAGGUUCGGCCACAUUAAAGGCCAGCACCAUCCUGAGCACUAAACCUCCCAUCCAGCCCAGACCGGUGUGCGUCACCACCCUCCCCAUCCCCCAGACCCCCACACCAGCCAAGACCCUUAUACUGCAGGGCCUCCCCUCCAUGGACCAGAACAGACCUGUCGUCUUGUCUCAGUCCGUCUGCCUCAGUUCAGCCCCGGCCAUUGUUAAAAUGGAGCCUGUCUCUCCCGGCAUCCCACAGCACGGCUCCAGCCCCACAACUCCGCCCACCAGCAAACCCAUCGUCCCUGCAACGACGACGUUACCCGGCAACAACUCCAACGAUAUUGAUAUGAAGGUGCUGAAGCGGCAGCAGAGGAUGAUAAAGAACCGGGAGUCAGCGUGCCAGUCGAGGAAGAAGAAGAAGGAGUACCUGCAGAACUUGGAGGCUCAGCUCAAGGAGGCCCAGCAGGAGAAUGAACGACUCCGCAGGGAGAAUCAGGCGCUGAGGGAGAGGCUGGCUGGGAAAGAGGGCAGCGACUCAGCGAGCAACAAGAGAGCCGUGUGUGUCAUGGCUGUCCUGCUGUUCAUGACCUUCAGCUUCGGACCUGUCAGCAUCACAGACAGAAAGCUGUCAGGCCUACAGGAUGGUGUGGUGUCGUAUACGGGACGACGACUGCUGGAGAUCGAACAACAACAGCAGCAGCAGCAAGCAGCUGCUCAGCCUCCGAGCAGAGUGGAGGAAAAAACAGAGACGGAGGAGGACGGAGGAGACGAAGCUGCGGAGUCGUAUCAGUUCAGGAACCUGAGUGAUGUGUUCAGUGACGUGAAAGAUCUGGUGUUGCAAGACAUCGAUCGUUACUUCAGCUCCUCAGACUGCCGACAGUUCAACCGCUCAGAGUCUCUCAGGCUGGCGGACGAGCUCAGAGGUUGGGUCCAUCGACAUCAGAUCGACAGGAAGAAGUCUGGAGGAAAACCAAAAACCGCCAAGAAGGCCAAAAUUGCCCAGAAAGCUCAGCUGAGGAAGACAAACUUCUCCAGAUAUCUGCCGAUCCAGGCUCACCGCUCCAUAGAAAGUCAGCUGCAGGUGCUUCCUGGUCCUGAGGUCACCUACAGCGACUUCCUGGACGCCAUCGACCGUAGAGAGGACACUUUCUACGUUGUCUCUUUCAGACGGGACCACCUGUUGUUACCGGCCAUCAGCCACAAUAAAACCAGCAGACCUAAAAUGUCUCUGGUGAUGCCGGCCAUGUCUGUAAACGAGAGCCUCUAUAACUCCUCUCAGGGUUAUGAGAUGAUGAUGCAGGUCGACUGCGAGGUCAUGGACACCCGCAUCGUCCCUAUCAAGUCUUCCGCCGUCCCGCCAUCUCUCCGCGACCCGCCUCCGCCUCCCCCCUCCUCCUCCCACCACAACCAUCAUCACCACGGCAACCACACCUCGCUGCGAGGGCGCCACCACCAUCACCCCUCCUCCUCCUCUUCUUCAUCUUCCUCCUCGUCAUCAUCAUCUCCGAGGCAACCUUUACCCGCCCGCAGACAGAGAGCAGAAUAUUUAAUCAGCCAAUCAGAAGGUGUCUGAUGAGAUGUCGCCAUGGUGAUGUGGAAAGAAGAAAAGGAUGCGAUGGGGAAACAGGGAGAUGGUUUUAUGUUUGGGGAAAAAACAUCUUCAUCAUCUGUGGGACAGGUAACAAACACACGUCUGCUCUUUCCAGGAAAACUUAAGAAAACCUCCACCAAACACUUGCAAAAGGCUUUAAUCAGUAAUUUGAGCUGUUAUUGUAACAGGGAUGUUUACUGUCACUAAACUCAAAAGAUUUGGGGUUGUAAACUUUACAAAAAGUUUCCCAUUGAAGAUAAUGUCCUAAUAUGUAAGAAUACAUUUCUAAAAAUGAAAGCCAGACGCAGACCUGUCAGCACACCGCACUUACCCUACGUUUUAAUAUUUAAUUGUGAGAGUGUACAGUUUGAAUGAAGCACGGAGGACAGGACACUGGCAGGGCCGUUUAUGUAGAUGCUGAAGUGAUUUUAUGUCAUCUAAAGAGACAGUUUGUUUUCGCCCUUUAACAAACUGUCACUGGUCGUCUCAGAGCUCAGCAGGUUGUAACGGGUUCAACCAACAGGUGGCACCGCCGGGCUGCACAGUUACACUCGAAAAGGAAAUGAUUUGUAGAUAUCAGGAUCAAUAUUUUUAUGCAUUUCAACUAAUCUCAUGUUGUAAUUGAUUGAGAGUGAAAUCUUCUGAUCAGCAAUAAAUCAGUCUAUAGCAAUAGAGGCUGUAAUUAUUAACUGUGCAGCUCCAGCAGGAUGAACUCAGUCCUGUAAUUUUUCGACACUACUGAUGUUCUGGCUCUCAGCAGAGGUUUCUGUGAAGUUUGUUUAUUUUUGUUGUUGUGACUCUCAGUUGUAGAACUGUCUGAAUAUCAGCACUGACGCCUGCUGCAUGAAGCGGGAUCUUAAAGGAUACAUUAGUUAUUUUUCAACCUGGACCCAAUUUUCUCAUGCUUUGGUGUCUAAGUGACUCACAGGAACAGCGGUUUUUUUUUUUUUUUCAAAUUGGGUCCAGUAUUGAGCAAGAACACUGCAGCUGGCAGUGGUGAAAAAGGCUGCAGUGCAGUUUCCAAGGAUAUAAAUUAUCUCUGAUGUCCAUCGAGAAUAAAUGUCUAUAAAUCUUCUUAGAAAUCUUCCAAAAAAAAAGACAAACUUUUCAAGUUUUCUGCAUAUGAAAUUAAUACAAUGAUAGUUGUCUGUUCAUUAAUGGGUACACUGCUAAUAGGUAAUAUAGCAUACUUCUAUUGGUGUCAGUUAGCUCAAAUAUAAACUGAUAAAGGCUAACAACAGUUUAAAAGCCUUAAAAAAGUUUACCAAGUAUGUUAAAACACAAAAGACAGACAACUCUUUCUGCAUCCAGCACACAAAAAUAAAGAAUCACUAAGAUCCUGCUUCAUGUUGCAUCUGUCACCUUUCUUAUUCAUGUUUAUUUCUUUGGUUUUAUGGAAAAUCAUAUUGUUUUGAAUGGGGAUUAUUUAAUAGUUGUAAAUAUCAGUGUUCCCUCUGUAGAUAUUUUGUUUGCUUUUGCCACUUUUUUAUAAUUUUUUAUUUCUUUGUCUUUUGAUCUUUUGACAACAAAAAGUAAAAAGUAAAAAAAAAAAUACUAAAAAUAGAAUAAAGUGGAGUAAUAAGGCUGGGAGGGUAAAAAUGUUGAAUUUUAUAUUUUUUAUUCUUGUGUUUAGUUGAGUGGACCAACCACCGUUACUCACUCUGUGCUCACAGUAUGAACUCAGGACAUUCUCUCCUGAAAGUAAAAUAUAUUUAUGAAAAUAUAACCACAGAUUUUUUUUAUUGUACAGAGUAAAGCUGUAGAAAGUUUCAGCUAACAACAGGUUAUGAUUUGUUUUGUUUUCAGAGAAUAUACUGAAACCAUCCCAGAAAAGACAAGACAAACAAGACACACGUUUUACUUGUAAAAUGGAGUUUGUCUUGAGUCUUUAACACUUUUUUCCUCUGACCAAGAGAUGAAUCUGAUUCUGAUUUUUUGUUUGUUUCACACCAAAACUUGUUUUCUGUUCUUGUCUUUGUGUUUUUGCCAAUUUUCUCAUCGAAUCUAUAAACUUAAAAGAGUCACUCCAACAAUUUUACACAUCCAAAGUCAUUUCACUCAGCAUUAUGGGAAAUGUAGGAUCCUCUGUGGUUCUGGAGAGACUUUUCGAAGUCUGAAAAGUAACCCUGAUUAUGAGGGUUUAUCAAAAGAGACUGCUGAGUUGCAUUAUGGGAAAUGUAGGAUCCAGUGGUUGGGGGCUUCACUUGUACUUUAUACUAAGCCUACAUCCACACUAAUUCAUUAUCAUUUUAAAGUGCAGAAUUAUUGGUACCUUUACGCCUAGCGCCCACACUACUCCGGCAUUUUGGAACCCCUAAAAAAAGAGACCUUUGAAAACACUGCUGACCGCAUUUUAGUUUGAAACCUCCGGGCUUGCAUUUUAGUCAUGGCUUCCUCUGAGAAUGGAUAAUGCUCCUCGUACUGUGAUAAUAUGUCACUCAAUUAUAUUUCCUUCACGUAUGAAAAUAGAUACAAAUAGAUUUCAAAUGUUGUAAAUGUCACUGCUCUUAUAUUUCCAUGCGUCCUUUAUAUUGGCAUAAAUACAGCCAAUAGAUGGUGCUAGAGCAGUGGUUCCCAACUGGUUGGUCACGGUGUAAAAGUUUGUAAAAAACACACUUUAUUUUGAAGUAUAGUAACUUUCCAGAAAUAUGAGGCUGAAUAUUAUUAAACUGUGCUGACCUUGAACUAAUGACUGAGGAGAAAUCUCGACCCCGUGGCCCGAUCAGUUGGGAAAAACUGCACUAGAGGGCAGAUUCUAAAGUUUCUGACAACAACAAAGAUGGCGACAGUGGAGGACGUCAUAGUCAUUUACCUUUUAAUGGAGGCAGCGUUGUAGAUAGGUGGUGUUUGUUCGGCCAUUUGAUACAUCGCUACAUGCGGACAGAGAAUUCCCUCACUAUACUACUGAUUCGUUCUGUCAUUUUAAAAAUGUCUUCAUCAUGUCUUUCAGUCGAAUCUCGCUUGAUCUACACUACACUGCCACAGUCUGUAGUGGUAAUGCUGCAUUUUGUCUGUGUCUGUGAGCUUUAAAUGUGCAUAAAUACAGACGAAAUGAACACAGACUGCAGGCAGAAGGCUCCGUAUAGGUAUCUAACGCUGAGCUCUUAUACUGAUGAAACCGUCAGUACCAGUUCCAACUUGUCAUCAGUCCAGGCAAAUAAACCUCUGGUCUUACCUUUUUGUCAUCUCAGCAGUAUUUUCUGUUACUGAGCAACCAAACCACAGAGGCAUAUCACAUGCCCAGCAUACACAUAUGGUCGUGCUUUUUCAGGCUUGUUAGUGUGGACGGAGAUUGUUGUGAAAACACUCGUGUGUAUGGCAGAUUGUUUUCGUAUAAAAGGGCCGUUUUAAAAUGUAAGAUAUUAGUGUGGAUCUGGUCAAAACUCAGAAUAUCUCUGUGGCACAUAUUCUUUCCACCCACUUAUUCCUCAUGUCUCUUUAAGUUCAUCAAAUUGAUUAAAGUGCAAUACUAAAUUGUUGGAGAGGCCCUUUAAGAGUUCAGAAUCAUAAAACUUUAACACAAAGGUCGACAAUCACAGAAAUUAAAACUGAGGUUAUCUAUUUACAUUUUUGCCAUUUAAGAACUACCUAAUAUUUCAUGUUUGCUAAAAAAAAAAAAAUCCAAAUUCAAUGUGAGAAAAGAGAAGUUGGAUAUUUUGGAAUUUGCUUUUUUUGUUCACUGGUUAAGGAGCAGUCCGGCACAUAACAAUAAAUUGUGGUUUUUAUUCUCAGAUUUUUGUACAGAUUAAACAGACACCUUUAUAAUCAGUGAACUGUAGAGGAGCGAAUUGUUGGAUUUUUGUUACCUUGUUUGGACAGAGCCAGGCUAUAGCUGUUUCCCCUCUGUUUCCAGUCCUUAUGCUAAGCUAAGCUAACAAGCAUAUUUACCGUACACACGUCUGACUCGGCAAGAAAGCAAAAAGCCGCAUUUCCCAAAAUGCCGAAUUAUUCCUUUAACUACUAAUAACUUAAACUUUAUUUUCAUCACUGGUUUCCUUUUUGUUCGUGUGUCUCUGUGUUUUCUCCACCCUGCUGUGCUGCACGCUGCUGCUCCUCCAUGUCUGGUAAAAAAAGUUUAAAAAUUGUGUUUUGUUCUUUGUCAUUUUUUUUAUACUGAUCGAAUUUGUUACUCAUGGUGUCAAGAAAUGCAAACAUGAAAAGUGGAUAUGCAGUUCAAUGUGUGUUUUGAAGAGCAGUGGGUGGAAACAGCUGAGUCAUGUUCUUAUGAAACAACAGUUUGUUCCUUUUUUGUUUUUUUAAAGGAUUGUAUGUAAAAUGUUUUUGGGCAAUAUUACUCAUCUGGCUGGUGGUUCUUAACGGACAGGGGGGGAUGUCUUUACUUUCUGCCUAAAGCAGUGGACAAAAUGGUUGUUUUUUUGUGAAGUUUCAGUCACUGUUGGCAACCAAUGGCUAUUUUUAAUCAUCAUUAAAUAUUUCAGUUAUUAACUCAAUAAAUCAGAGAAAAAUUUGGCUCGUAAAAUGUCUGAAAAUAUUCAUAAAUGCAGAUCGAAAUAUCCUAAAACCCAAACUGACUUCUUGAUAUUGUGUAAAGGGAACAGAAAAUCUGCAAAUAUUCACUUUUGUGCAGAAACCAGUAAAUUUUGGGGGCUUUUUUGCCUCGGAAAGUAACUUGAACUGUGACUAAUCAUCAGAAUAGGUGUAUCAAUCAGAUCAAUUUAGCAACUAAUCAUUUAUGUAUUGUCCCUGUAGAAAUAAUAACAUUAUGAAAUAAAAUGUGAAGUUGGUCAACAUUUCUUGGAUCAUGAACUGGAGUUUAAAUUCUGUUCUUUGUGUUAAGGACUGGGGGGGAAAAAAUCACUAGAUCAAUUUAAAAAGAAAAUGUGAUUGUGACGUUUGAUCAGGGCAGAAUUUGAGUUUCAGAUCCAGUUAAGAACCACCGACCUGAUCAGUCAAAAUAUUAAAAUAUUCACUUGUUUCAUGUUUGUUUUUUACCGUCAGACCUUUAAAAAUGAAUUUCCAGCACACACACAGCUGAGUGUGACAGCAUGCAGUCUGUGGUAACUCAAGGUAACGAUGUAAAUAAGAUUAAAACAGUAUGCCUUUGUUGUUGUUGUUUUUUAUUUAAAUAUGUAAGUAUGUCUUUCUAAUUCCAUCCUCUCUGAUGAAAUGACACAUUUGAACUUUUGCCUUUUAUGUUUGUAGAAAUGAAUUUGAUAAAGAUAAAAUAAACUAAC
Messenger RNA from Epinephelus lanceolatus (giant grouper), 7550 nucleotides. RefSeq names its product activating transcription factor 6 beta (gene atf6b). The record is from RefSeq and is a predicted model, not a curated record. Gene Ontology annotation, molecular function: DNA-binding transcription factor activity, RNA polymerase II-specific; RNA polymerase II cis-regulatory region sequence-specific DNA binding. Gene Ontology annotation, cellular component: nucleus. NCBI's taxonomy places the organism in Eukaryota, Metazoa, Chordata, Actinopteri, Perciformes, Serranidae. Gene Ontology annotation, biological process: endoplasmic reticulum unfolded protein response; regulation of transcription by RNA polymerase II.